Messenger RNA from Euleptes europaea (tarantolino), 174 nucleotides. RefSeq names its product cortexin domain containing 2 (gene CTXND2). The transcript has a single exon. Lineage: Eukaryota; Metazoa; Chordata; Lepidosauria; Squamata; Sphaerodactylidae. The record is from RefSeq and is a predicted model, not a curated record. Bases 1 to 174 code for a protein of 57 amino acids.
AUGGAAAAUCCAACACCACCAACAUAUAUCGACGUGGACAAAGGCAUCUGCAUUGGCUUUGUCGCCCUGAUGUCCUUCUUCCUGAUGAUCAUGAUUGUGCGGUGUGCAAACCUGAUUGUGGAUCCAUACACUGCCAUCCCCACCUCUACUUGGGAGGAAGAGCAGAUCAACUGA